Morone saxatilis (striped sea-bass) is the source of this 2396-nucleotide messenger RNA. RefSeq names its product arginyl-tRNA--protein transferase 1. Gene Ontology annotation, molecular function: arginyl-tRNA--protein transferase activity. The transcript has 12 exons. Gene Ontology annotation, biological process: protein arginylation. Gene Ontology annotation, cellular component: cytoplasm. Lineage: Eukaryota; Metazoa; Chordata; Actinopteri; Moronidae. The record is from RefSeq and is a predicted model, not a curated record. The coding region runs from base 79 to 1611 and encodes 510 amino acids.
UGUGGGCGGGGUUUGAGAUCCAGCAGUAUUUGCCCGGACACCGGCUAAACUCAGCUGUCAUCUGCCUGGAUAUUAAAGAUGGCAGGAAAUAAGUCUUACACUAUAGUAGAAUAUUUCGGCGGGGAUGACGGCUACCGCUGUGGUUACUGUAAAAAUGAAAAGGGGAACUUUUCUCAUGGGAUGUGGUCUCACACCAUGACUGUACAGGACUACCAAGACCUCAUAGACCGAGGUUGGAGAAGAAGUGGGAAAUAUGUCUAUAAGCCUAUAAUGAACAAGACAUGCUGUCCACAGUAUACGAUCAGAUGUCAUGCACUGAAAUUCCAGCCUUCCAAAUCCCACAAGAAAAUCCUGAAGAAGAUGAGCAAAUUCAUUUCCAAAGGGGAAUUACCAAAAGGACCGGGUGAUGGUGAGGGAGAGCCAAUGGACUCGGUGUGUGAAGAAGCAGGUCCGCGUGAGCCUAGUAAAGUCUGUCACUCAGAGGUGAAGUGUGCUUCUAUCACAGACAUUCUGAAGGAAGUAGUAGAGUCUCCUGCUAUCACAGAAGAUCAGAAGGAGGUAGCGGAUGUUGCACCUGCCAGCUCGGAAACAUCAAGACCGGAUCCAGUGUCUGUCCUGGAUGGGAGAACGACAGCCACGGCUCCUAAACCAGGGUUGGGAGCUGAUGCUAGCCGGCCCCCAUGUCGGAAGGCCAAAGACUUAAGGAAGGAGCGGCGUCUUCAGAAAGAGCAGAUGAAACAGGGUGCCGAUGGGGUCUCUUCCAUUGUCUCUCCUACCCCACCCACCCCCACCCAGGACAACCAACCCAAACCUCUGGAAGAUUUCAUCAAUGAGUCAUUGCCUGACAAUUCUUCUCAUUGCCUUGAGGUGAGGCUAGUGCCGGUCAACUUUGAGGACCCUCAAUUCACAGCGUCCUAUCAGCAGUCGGUGGCGCUGUAUGCCCGCUACCAGAUGGCCAUUCAUGGUGAUGACCCCAGCGCAUGUAGUGAGAGUGAGUUCCGGAGAUUUCUCUGCGAUUCACCACUAGAGGCUGAAUUUUCUCCAGAUGGGCCCGACGUGGGCUACGGCUCCUUCCACCAGCAAUACUGGCUGGACGGGCGCAUCGUGGCGGUGGGGGUGAUCGACAUCCUGCCUACCUGUGUGUCCUCUGUCUACCUGUACUACCACCCAGACUUUGCCUCACUGUCUCUGGGCUCCUACUCUGCUCUCAGGGAGAUCGCUUUCACCAGGCAGCUGCAGAAACAAUCCCCCAAGCUAUCCUACUACUACCUGGGCUUUUACAUUCACUCCUGUCCAAAGAUGCGGUAUAAGGGGCAGUACCGGCCUUCAGACCUCGUGUGCCCAGAAACCUUUGUCUGGGUACCAAUAGAGCGAUGCCUACCCCAGCUGGAGAACUCCCGCUAUGCUCGUUUCAACCAGGAUCCUGAUGCAGGAGAUGCUCGGGUGCUGAAGGACGUGGGCAGAGUUAUGGUGCUAUACAGACGGACCGUCAUGCCCUACGCGGCCUACACCCGCAAACGCAAAGGCUCCAACGACGAGACGGAGGUGCAACAGUACGCCGGCUUGGUUGGACAGGACUGUGCUGAAAGGAUCUUGUUGUACCGCGCCUAAACACACAGCAGCACACCACUGCACCUUUUUAAUAUACGUAAAUACACACUUCCCAGCAAUGUCUGUCUGUUUCUGUUUCUGUGUGUCUGUGUGUCUCCUCAGUGUCUAUGAAAGCGCUUUCUGCUGCCUCUCCCAGUAGUGUCACCAUGCUUGGCUUUAAACCGGCUGGAACAAUGCAGUAGCCACCCACUAUCUUCUGUAUGUAUGUCACCCAUUGGCCUCAUUCAUCAGUUAUGUCUCAUUCACAUUUAUUUUAUGAGUUGAAUUUCAUUCAUCAAUAAAUCUUGCAGCAUCCAUUCUCAGUUUAAUUCCUAUACAUCUUUUAGUUUGAUUAUCUCCAUACCGGGACCAGUCCCUUGAAUGUUAUUUUGAUAUAUCAUAUAGUCAUCGCUUUGAUUUUUUGCUCUAUCCUCAAUCACAAAUGCUAAAAUAAUGAUAUUGUAAAAGAGCCACACACAGGCGACAGCUUUCUUAUGAACUGACACAGGUUUAGACUCAGCAUUGCCACUUGAAGAGCAUGUUCCUCUAUGAAUGUUCAGUGAUUUUGAAAGUGAUUUUGAAGGUGGUUUUUCAGUUGCUUACAUUAUAUCCCAAAACAUAAAACUGAGUCAUCUGACACCACAACAUUAAGAUUUUUAUCACUGGGUUAAUGUGAAGCAAAUAAUUCAUUGUUUUCAAUGUUUUAUGUUAUAAAUGUUAUGUUCAUAGCUUCCUUUUUCCUUUUCUUUUAAAAUUCACACUUAUUAUUUUUGCUUAAACUGAAUAAAAGGGUUGUAUAUUCCCUG